AUGGAAGUUCUGCCGAUCUGUGAUCUCUUGAAAGCAGAGCCUCUGGCUAUUCAAAUCACUCUGGCUCUACAAGAUUUCGCCCCAACGUCCAAUGUUGAGGAACUUGCAGUCAUCUCCGCUUUACUCAAGUAUACCAUACCUGAUGUCUAUCGCCAACUUCCGGAGGCCACCAGAGACGUAAUUGCCAAUGUAUUCCGCUCCACAGUGGGUUUAGGCAAUCUAAUUGGCCGAAUAGACAUGAUUGCUGGUCUGAGAGCUGAUGUGCUGGGCGAUUUGGUGGAUCUACUCAACAUUCAUACUGGGCUUUUAGAAAAGGUCCUUCGUCCAGGAAUGGUCUUCCGAGCUUCCAAGAAUGCUCUUGCUGUUCGGGAGCUCGAUAAGCUUCUUUACAAGGGAAAAUGCUUUUCAAUCAUUAGAGAAGUGGACAUGAAGUUUCAUAAUGUCUAUGUUCCACCAGUUCUAGCAUCUAUGGCGGCGUAUGGAACCUAUCUAGCACAAGAAUUGCUUCCCAUGUACAGCCACGUGGAGGUUUCGACCAUUAAUAUCUAUAUUUUGUCGUUAAUGUCGACAUCAAGUCAGCUGCCUAUAUUCGAAUGCUUCUUCAAUAGACACGAUAGCUUUCAUCUCCGAACAUCGGUGGCCAAGAUGAAAAGAUUCGAGCGAAAGCAGCUACUUGUCAGAUUUCUUGAUUGGGUUUGUCUUCGGUACUUCAAGUCGGCUUUUGAGCUCGACACCAUAGCGGCCAUCUACAUUUUGGCUGGCGAAUAUCUAGAUGCCCUGGUGUGCGACCAAUUGACUUGUGAAACGGUGAUCUCUCGCUACAGUUAUGCACUCAACCAUACAUUGUCACUUCUACUACGUACUUCGCUUACUGAUGAUGUGUACAGGGCCCUUGUAUUGACCUUGUUGACAGCGUGGGGAAACAUAGGGCUACUCGAGGAAGAACCUAUAGUCAGACAAGAGUUUAGGACACAUCUUCUCUUAUGCAUGUGCUACCAGCUCUCGUCUCAUAGCAUCCAGGAUUUGAUGAAGGAUACAAAGUUUGUUAGUGCCAUUUCCAACAGACUUCUGUCUCUUUCUAAUCGUGUCAAGUCUCUUGGCAUCUACUUUGCUGAUACAUUGAGCGACUAUUCUCGAACCGACAAAAUUUUCAACAUGUCAAGUGACGUGAUGGAGGUUUUGUUGCCCAAUACCAGAAUUUCUACUAGCGAUGUCAUGUUCGAUGUCGAAGAGGCUUGGGAAAUUCUUGAAACUCCGGAGAUAAUUGAGCAUCACAGCGAAGAAAUCCAAGAUAUUGGGCGCCAGCUAGCACCAGUGACACUUAAGGACUCUGAGGACUUGAACAUGGGCGAGGAAGAAGAUGAUCCGUCACUUGCUUCCAAGCCCGUGCAUGCUCCAAUUUACAUUCGAGACUUGUUGGCAUAUCUUUCUGUCGACUCCAAGUCGCAUGGAGCCUAUGAAAAGCAAAGGAUAGCCUUGAAAACGGCGCCUACUUUGUUGAGACAGAAGCUGAAGUUUGGCUCCGAAGUGUCCUUUUUUGCUGAAGAACUACUUACUAUUCUCACUGCGCUCACCAACCAAUACGACGAAAAGGACUUUGAGAACCUCAAACUCAACGCCAUGAUAGCGGUAGUCGUUUCCUGUCCUUCUGUGACAACUCAUGCAUGUCAAUUGCUACUUACAGGUGAUUACUCUUUACAACAACGAAUGUGUCUCUUGUCAUGUUUGUCGUUAGCAGCACGUGAAUUGAAAGGCUAUGAAGAUGAAGCUGUUCUGCAGAGUUUUGACCCCAAGUCGUUUCCCUCUAAAACUCUUCCUCCAGCUCUCCACAACCAGUACAUUUCCAUGGCCGAAUCAGAUUACGGCUAUGCCCGAAUCGAAAACAGUAUUCAGAAUCAGCUCAUGGACGAGGUUUCCGAAGAAGCUAAGGACGAAAUCAGUGGGGGAAAAAUCUUGAGAAUGUCUUCUACACUCAGAAAACACGUUGAACCUCUGGCUAUCAGUAAGGAGCAACUUACCCAUUUUAACAAAAUCGUUGGAAAAAGAUUCUUCUUCCCAAUCCUUGCUGUCUGGUACGAGUCCCUGGGGAUUGAUAUCGGCCCUCAUACACCGAUUCUCGCAGCACAUUUUCUAAGAACACUUUCUAUCAUCCUCCACACGGCGUACCCUGCGGCUGUGGAUCUUAACGACAUGGCUCGUGAGUACUUGCACCUCGUCACGCCAAUUCUCCAAGCAAUUAGCGUGCGAGAGUUGCAAGUCAUAGAAAGUAUAGUCACAGGAGUCACGCUAGUAUGCGAGCUUCUCGACAGCACGUUUCUUGUGGUCAACUUCGAAGGACAACUCACAAUAAUUGAGCACACCAUUGGGAGCUGGUGGGAGUCUUUAAUUGAUGAACGAGUCAAAAGCUUGUGUGCUGGACUCUUAUUGAGAAUCUCCCGCCUCAAAACCUCCAUGGAAAGGACCCUUAUGGACCAGAUGAACGGAUUUGUCUAA
This is a messenger RNA of Sungouiella intermedia, 2493 nucleotides long. Lineage: Eukaryota; Fungi; Ascomycota; Pichiomycetes; Serinales; Metschnikowiaceae. The record is from the annotation of a GenBank genome assembly.